Schizophyllum commune H4-8 is the source of this 646-nucleotide messenger RNA. RefSeq names its product yippee-domain-containing protein. NCBI's taxonomy places the organism in Eukaryota, Fungi, Basidiomycota, Agaricomycetes, Agaricales, Schizophyllaceae. The record is from RefSeq and is a predicted model, not a curated record. The transcript is spliced from 5 exons. Bases 53 to 427 code for a protein of 124 amino acids.
GCGACCUUGCCUCCGACAGCCAUAGCGUCCUGUCUGUCGACUAGCAUGCGCCAUGCCAAGACCGACAACGAAUGAAUCUGCACUUGUCUACGAGGGCAAGCCUGUAUACUCCUGCUCCAACUGUUCGGCCGUGAUUGUCAGUCCCUCAGCCCCCUUCUUGCAACGCGCGGAAGUUGGGCUAAAUCCUCGGAAUACAUCGCAGACUCUUCAAGACGAACUCGUUAGCAAGACCUUCUCUGGGAGAGAGGGGCGCGGCUUUCUCGCUCAUUCGGCCACCAAUGUUCGCCUGGGACAGAAGGAAGACAGGCCCUUGAUGACGGGCGUGCACACCGUCGCCGAUAUAACCUGCCUGGGCUGCGGAGACCGCCUAGGCUGGUACUACCACAAGGCUGCCGACCCAUCACAGAAGUACAAAGAAGGGAAGUAAAGUCAAAGUUCGGGCUAGAGGGCGACACGCGACACUUCUGUAACGAUUGGAAGCGCAUACGUCGAGGUCGUCUAUUCAAAGCGCCACGGAUACGAUGGCUGCUGUACUAUCAUAUUCAAGAAUUCCUGCAGGGGGAAAGGUUUCAACCUCAGCAUCUCCUUGACGUGGAAAUACUCGAAGUCCGCAACGAUGUACAUCAUAGUACGCUGCGCCCCUUCG